GCCAUGACUACAGGCUCUCUAAUUAUUUAAUCCAAAUUAAAUACUCGCCAAAAACUUCCAUGGCAAGAGCCACAAGUCAAAUCUAUGAUGUUGCAACCCUCCACUCCUCUGUUCUCUGCUCCUGUCCAUCCAUGGUAAGAGGUCAGCAGGACACACCCCGUCUCCACGGUAACAGCAUGGAGGGCCAGACCCCGCCUCCUCAGCCCGCCCAGCCGCGCAAGAAGAGACCUGAAGAUUUCAAAUUCGGCAAAAUACUGGGAGAGGGUUCUUUCUCUACGGUCGUCCUCGCUAAAGAACACUCAACAGGAAAGGAAUAUGCAAUUAAGAUCCUGGAGAAACGGCACAUUAUGAAGGAGAACAAGGCCCAGUACGUGAAGAGGGAGAGAGACCUGAUGUCCAUCCUGGAUCAUCCUUUCUUCGUCAAACUCUACUUCACCUUCCAGGAUGAGGAGAAGCUCUAUUUCGGGCUGAGUUAUGCUAAAAACGGAGAGCUUUUGAAAUACAUCCGUAAGAUUGGCUCAUUCGACGAAACCUGCACACGGUUCUACUCAGCCGAGAUAGUGUGUGCACUGGAGUACCUACACCACAAAGGCAUCAUUCACAGGGAUCUGAAACCUGAGAAUAUCUUGCUGAGUGAGGAGAUGCACAUUCAGAUCACAGACUUUGGGACGGCCAAGCAGCUUUCGUCGGACAGCAAACAGGCCAGGGCAAAUUCUUUUGUUGGUACGGCUCAAUACGUGUCCCCAGAGUUACUGACCGAGAAAUCUGCCUGCAAGAGUUCUGAUCUGUGGGCCUUGGGGUGCAUCAUAUACCAGCUGGUUGCCGGGUUACCGCCAUUCAGAGCCGGUAAUGAGUAUCUGAUAUUCCAGAAGAUUAUUAAACUAGAGUAUGAGUUUCCAGAGAAGUUCUUCCCAAAAGCCAAGGACCUGGUGGAACAGCUUCUGUCAUUGGAUCCCUGUAAGCGGAUUGGCUGUGAGGAGAUGGGCGGGUACGAGCCGCUGAGGUCACACCCCUUCUUUGAGUCAAUCACCUGGGAUGACCUGCACAUGCAGACUCCGCCCAAACUCACGCCCUACCUGCCAGCCAUGUCCGAGGAUGACGAGGACUGCUAUGGCAAUUACGACGACCUUCUUAGCCAGUUCAGUAGCAUGCAGCUCAGCCAGCCUGGCCCCGCCCCUUCAGUGGCCGUGCCCAUUGAGGCCCCUCCCCCUGCAAGUAACCCCGCCCUCAGUGUGGACCAGUUCAUUCAUGACCUGGACAGUAACAGUAUGGAACUGGACCUGCAGUUCAGCGAGGAAGAGAAGCGCCUUUUACUGGACAAGCAGAGCGCUGCGAACCCAUGGCACCAGUUUGUGGAGAAUAAUCUCAUUCUGAAGAUGGGCCCUGUCGACAAACGCAAGGGUCUAUUUGCACGGCGGAGACAGCUGCUCCUAACUGAAGGUCCUCACCUAUAUUACGUUGAUCCAGUGAACAAGGUUCUGAAAGGAGAGAUCCCCUGGUCACCAGAACUCCGACCUGAGGCCAAGAACUUCAAAACCUUCUUCGUUCACACGCCAAACCGGACGUAUUACCUGAUGGAUCCCAGUGGCAAUGCUGAUAAAUGGUGUAAGAAAAUCCAAGAAGUCUGGAGGAAGAUCUAUCACAAGCACCAGAACCCUAGCCUAUAGGAGCACAGCUUUCUCCCAUGACCACACCCCCCUGCAGCCCUCAGACCAAUCAGAGAGCAGACACAUACCCCCUAAUGGAGCAAGUCUCUCCUCCUUUCUUCCUGUUCUCAGCCGUCUCCCUUAAUCAUUCAUCAUUAAGGAACAUCAGCAAGCAAACCAUAAUGAGAGCUCUUCCAGAUCUUUCAUGAAAAUCGGUAGAAGAGUCAGUUGAGAAAAAAAAUCAUUCUCUUUCUCUCUCUCUAAGUGUUAACGUCCCUCACUUUGACUCAGUUCUGGGGUGUGUGUCUUCUUUGUCUGAUUGGUCUCCAUUUAGAGUUAAGGCGGGUCCUUUACCCUCAUUGGCCACCAUAGCUGGUAUAACUGAUCUGAUUGGAUGAUGUGGUGUAGAUUGUUUCUGUGGUGGGAGGUCCUGCUCCUUAAGUGUGUUGCUUGUUCCAAAUCAAACUGAAAGAAAACUUUCUGAACAACAAAAUAUAUACUACAGAAAACAACUCCAUCUUAAUAAUCACCACACCGACAACAAUCACUGCAGAACUCUGGGUAAUGUAUUUCUGGAGGGUAUUAUGUCACCCCUGGCCCUGAGCCAAGAGCGCGACUGAUUUUCAGUUUAGUUUUUUGUUUGUUUGUUUGUUUUUUUUCCUCCAUUUAAGUCUCUGCAAUGGGAUAAAGACAGUGUGUAUGUUUCUGAAUGGUGAUGUAUGACCAGGAGGCUGUGUGUGUGUGUGUGUGUGUGUGUGAGAGAGAGAGAGAGAGAGAGAGAGAGAAAUGUUUGGGAGAUGUGUGUGUUUGUGUCCUUCUCUCACUAGGGCGUUUUUAAUGGGAAGGUGGUUUGUGUGUGAGAGUGUGUGUGUGUGUGAGUGAGGUCAGUUCUCCUGAUGGGUAUUUGUUGAUGACUGUGAUGUAUAGUGGAUAUUCUAUUGAAAUGGGAGGUAGUGCAGCUGGUAGAUCAGCCAUACUAAGAUCCGGGUUUUGUAUUUUUAUUCUUGUAUAAGGUUAUUUGGACGGCUUUUCCUUCGCGUCCUUCUGCUCUCUUCCGUGUUAUUUAAAUUCUAAUAUAUGGGAAUCAUAUUUGGAUUGAAGUCACGUUGGAGGGGGGCUGUUGUGUGUAUGUAUUUGAAAUGUAAAGCCUUUUGAAUGUGAAGAAUUAUUGUAAACUAUGAUAUUUUACCGUCUUUUCUUUUCUUACUAUAAUCAUAUACAUUUUCUAUUUGAGCAGUGAUCGACCUUUUUUUUUCUUUUCUUUUUUUUUUUUUUUUUCUCCCUCCCCCUGAUAAUUUAAAGCCCAUGCGUGCAUGCGGGGAUCCUGUGAGUGAAUGAGUGAGAGUGUGUGUGUGUGUGUUUGAGUGAGCCUGCGUGUGUGUGUGUGUGUGUGUGAGAGAGAGAGAGAGAGAGGGCUGUGUGUAUUCUCUUUGCUAGGCUGUGGCAGCCUGGCUGCACCUAGAACUGAAAUAAAGCAUGUAGGGGUUUAGGCCGACAGAAAACAAA
Molecule: messenger RNA, 3152 nt
Organism: Chanos chanos (milkfish)
Lineage: Eukaryota; Metazoa; Chordata; Actinopteri; Gonorynchiformes; Chanidae
Gene: pdpk1b
Product: 3-phosphoinositide dependent protein kinase 1b
Exons: 14
Coding region: 60-1667 (535 amino acids)
Biological process (GO): peptidyl-serine phosphorylation; intracellular signal transduction
Molecular function (GO): ATP binding; protein serine/threonine kinase activity
Source: RefSeq, a predicted model, not a curated record